Penicillium salamii is the source of this 1707-nucleotide messenger RNA. Lineage: Eukaryota; Fungi; Ascomycota; Eurotiomycetes; Eurotiales; Aspergillaceae. The record is from the annotation of a GenBank genome assembly.
AUGGCUGGGUUAAAUGAUUCAACAAAGCCCGUCAGUUGGGACCACGACCGGCACACCGACACAUCCCCAGACCUAUCAGACAAAUCCGAUCAAGAGCAGAAGCCCAAGGACUUUGAUGUGGAGGGUCAAGGCCGCCGCGGCUCUCAACAUCAUGUUACUGCCAUCGAUGGCUCGUCAACAACGGAGAGCGUGGGGCGUCAGAUCGACAUGGAACAAGAGAACACAAUCAAGUAUCGUACUUGCAGUUGGCAGAAGACCGCCGCAUUGCUCUUCUCCGAGUACAUUUGCCUGGCAAUCAUGUCCUUCCCUUGGUCUUAUUCCAUCCUGGGCCUGGUUCCUGGUUUGAUCCUAACUGUAGUCAUCGCCGGUAUCGUCCUGUAUACUUCGUUGAUCACCUGGAGAUUCUGUCUGCGACAUCCAGAAGUCCGCGAUGUUUGCGAUAUCGGCCAAUACCUGUUCUGGGACUCCAAGAUUGCCUGGUGGGCCACGGCAGUCAUGUUCCUUCUAAACAACACAUUCAUCCAGGGCCUGCACUGUGUGGUUGGUGCGGAAUAUCUGAACACGAUGUCUAAUGGAGCAAUUUGCACAGUUGCCUUCUCAGCCAUUGUCGCCAUCAUCUCGUUCUUCUUUUCGUUGCCGCGUACUUUCAGCACCUUGUCCAAAGUUGCCACCCUAUCCGCAUUCUUCACCUUCGUUUCUGUCAUAUUGGCAUGCGUCUUCGCUGGAAUCGAAGAUCAUCCAAAGGGGUACACCCCGGCCAAGGGAAACCCAAUCGUGCUCGCUAUUCCAGCCAAGGGCACAACCUUUGUACAGGGCAUGAACGCCUUCUUGAACAUCAGCUACACGUUCAUCGGCCAAAUCACCCUUCCCAGCUUCAUCGCCGAGAUGAAAGAGCCCCGUGACUUUUGGAAGUCUGUGACUGCUGUGACAGUUGCCGAGAUCAUUGUCUUCAGUCUGGUCGGUGCGGUCACUUAUGUCUAUGUCGGAAAUCAGUACAUGAUUGCUCCGGCAUUCGGUUCCAUUGGAGAUGACUUGUAUAAGAAGGUUUCCUUCUCGUUCAUGAUCCCAACCAUCAUCUUCUUAGGUGUGCUAUAUGCAUCGGUCUCGGCCCGAUUCAUCUUCUUCCGUCUGUUUGAAGGUACCCGCCACAAGGGCAACAACACUGUGGUGGGUUGGGCCUCCUGGGCUGCAAUCCUUGCCGCUCUUUGGGUUUCCGCUUGGAUUAUUGCCGAGGUGAUUCCUUUCUUCUCUGAUCUGUUGUCCAUCAUGAGCUCCCUGUUCGACUCCUUCUUCGGCUUCAUCUUCUGGGGUACAGCUUAUAUCCGCAUGCGGUCCGAUGACUAUGGACCUCAGUUCUACAAGACCCGCGGUAUCCGUGGAUGGCUGGGAUUCAUCUUCAAUGUCUUUUUGAUUCUUGUUGGUUUCUUUUUCUUGGGACCCGGCACAUACGUAAGUCACCUUUUACACUCCCGGGCUACCGUGCCGGCACUGUCGGUGGUGUGUUCACUUGUGCCAGCAAUGGCCUAUAAAUUCCCGCGGGGCGGGGACUUCAUCUGUUUUGCAUGUUUCCGAUUGCCUGAGGCUCUAGGCCUUGGGGACUUCAUGACUGUAAUGACCGAGUUUCUUUCAGCUCAUAGGCACUUAUCAUUUGUACCGUACAGAUAUCCCAUCUUUUCCCACUACUGGUUUACUAUCUUUCAACACUGA